Fonsecaea multimorphosa CBS 102226 is the source of this 846-nucleotide messenger RNA. RefSeq lists its product as uncharacterized. Lineage: Eukaryota; Fungi; Ascomycota; Eurotiomycetes; Chaetothyriales; Herpotrichiellaceae. The record is from RefSeq and is a predicted model, not a curated record. The coding region runs from base 1 to 846 and encodes 281 amino acids. The transcript has 2 exons.
AUGGGGUCUUCAAAUCCACUCCAGCGCCUGGUAUCUUACGCACUGCCAGGUGCAUUCAUGCUUACCAGCGUAGUAUGCCAUGUCCAGACAGCCAUCUUUCAUCCAGGGCUCCUCUUCAGCCAAUUCGCCCGCUACAAGGAAAAGGCCUUUGCCAGCCUCUGGGCCAUCGGCGGCUUGAUCUGUGCGAGAGACACGCCCGCAUCUCUCGGUCCCAUCCUUGCCCAGAGCCGCGGCGUCAUCCUGGACGUCGGUCCAGGUGCGGGACACCAGCUGUUCCGCUUUUCGAACCCGCAGGACAUCGAGGCGAUAUACGGGGCUGAGCCUGGCGUGAGCAUGCACGCAGCUCUCGGAAAGCGCGCCGAGGAAGCAGGCCUGGGCGACAAGUACCACGUCUUGGGCUGCGAAGCUCAGCUCGAGUCGCUGGUCCCAGCACUUGCGAAAGCCGGGGUUCUCAAGCCCAGCGAUACCCACGGCGGAAGCGGCAACACACCCUUUGACGAGAUUGUCUGUAUCCGCGUGCUCUGCGGGAUCCCUGAUGUCGACAAGGUGACAGAGGGGCUUUACAGCCUUCUCAAACCAGGCGGCAGGAUGGUGGUGUGCGAACACGUGGUCAAUUCCGGUGAUGCGACCAAAGGCGGCACGGCAGUGGGUCGCUCGCUCCAGAAGUUCUACAUGUGGAUUGGGUGGAGCUCCAUCAUGGGCGGCUGUGAGCUCACCAGGGACACGCUGGCGAGCCUGCACAGAGCAGCACAGCGAGAUGGCGGCUGGGACAAGGUCGAGGUGGAGCUCUGCGAUCCCUACAGCACGAUUCCGCAUAUCGUGGGGACAUUGGUGAAGCGAAGGUGA